This is a messenger RNA of Cordyceps militaris CM01, 663 nucleotides long. RefSeq lists its product as uncharacterized. The record is from RefSeq and is a predicted model, not a curated record. NCBI's taxonomy places the organism in Eukaryota, Fungi, Ascomycota, Sordariomycetes, Hypocreales, Cordycipitaceae. The coding region runs from base 1 to 663 and encodes 220 amino acids. Gene Ontology annotation, cellular component: extracellular region. The transcript has a single exon.
AUGCGGCUCUCUCUUACCUUCUGCGCCGCCCUCGCCGGCGUCGCCUUUGCCUCGCCCUCGUCCUCCUCGACGGCGCACCUGGCCGCGCGCGACUUUGCCACAGUCGCGGCCGUGCUGGCCAACGUGACGGACAGCGUGCAGGGCCUGUCCAAGGUCGCCGACACGGGGACGGCCGACCCGGCGACGCUGCUGGCGGCGUCGGACCGCAUCGUGCAGGCCAUCAAGUACGGCACCAUGACGGUCAACGCGACCAGCAACCUGACCUUUAUCGAGACGGUGCACCUCAUUGCGCCCGUCCACAAGCUGUCGUCGCUGUCGUCGGGCCUCACCGCCAACAUGGGCAAGCUCAAGGGCUCGAUCCAGCAGCAGAACCUGUGCGAGGUCGUGCGCCUGCAGGUCGGCAUCAUCAACAACGGCUCAUCCGGGCUCAUCGCCGCCAUCAACGGCAGGGUCCCGGGCGCCGCCCUCGACAUCUCCCAGGCCCUCUCCCAGGGCAUCACCGACGCGCUGACGGGCAUCCAAAACGACUUUUCGCCGGAGAAUUGUGUCAAUGGCCGCAAUGAGACGACGAGCACGUCCGCCGCCGCGCAUCUGGGGCUUGGGCCUUGUAGCGCUCUUGUCGCGACAUGUCUUGGUCUCGUGGCCGCAUUGACAGUCUUUUGA